Acaulospora morrowiae is the source of this 122-nucleotide messenger RNA. The record is from the annotation of a GenBank genome assembly. Lineage: Eukaryota; Fungi; Glomeromycota; Glomeromycetes; Diversisporales; Acaulosporaceae.
AAGCAUCUUUGUAUGUUGACUAUACACUCGAAGUAGAUCAUCCGCGACAUCAAUAUCACAUUUCACGUUCUGCGGGCACAUCACUUUCUACAGACACAUCACACCUUGGCGGCGAAUCACUU